Rhincodon typus (whale shark) is the source of this 1739-nucleotide messenger RNA. RefSeq names its product coiled-coil domain containing 6b (gene ccdc6b). The coding region runs from base 48 to 1010 and encodes 320 amino acids. The transcript has 6 exons. Lineage: Eukaryota; Metazoa; Chordata; Chondrichthyes; Orectolobiformes; Rhincodontidae. The record is from RefSeq and is a predicted model, not a curated record.
CGCACACCCUCCACAAGCCCAGGAUCAGGCAGCGAGUGGGCUCCAACAUGGCGGACAGCGCCAGCGAGAGUGACACGGAUGCGGCGGGCAGUUCAUCGGCGCUGCCGCCCGCCAAUUCGUCGGCCGCCUCCAAGGCCGGUAUCGUGAUCUCGGCCUCCAAGCUGGAGGAGCUGAGCAACCGGCUGGCCUCGCUGCAGCAGGAGAACAAGGUGCUGAAGAUCGAGCUGGAGACCUACAAGCUCAAGUGCAAGGCCCUGCAGGAGGAGAACCGCGACCUGCGCAAGGCCAGCGUUACCAUCCAAGCAAGGGCUGAACAGGAAGAAGAGUUCAUUAGUAAUACAUUGUUUAAGAAGAUUCAAGCUUUGCAAAAAGAAAAAGAAACAUUGGCUGUAAAUUAUGAGAAGGAAGAAGAAUUUCUCACAAAUGAGCUCUCCCGCAAACUGAUGCAGUUGCAGCAUGAAAAGGCUGAACUGGAACAGACACUAGAGCAGGAACAGGAGUUUCAAGUAAACAAAUUGAUGAAGAAGAUCAAAAAGCUGGAGAAUGAUACUCUUUCCAAACAAUUUACACUUGAACAGCUGAGACGUGAAAAAAUUGACCUUGAAAAUACUUUGGAACAAGAACAAGAAGCAUUAGUAAAUCGAUUGUGGAAGCGGAUGGACAAACUGGAAGCAGAGAAGCGUAUUUUACAGGAGAAACUAGAUCAGCCUGUGUCGGCUCCACCAUCUCCAAGGGACAUUUCCAUGGAAAUAGACUCGCCAGAAAACAUGAUGCGACAUAUCAGAUUUUUGAAAAAUGAGGUAGAGAGGCUAAAGAAACAACUCCGAGCUGCCCAGUUGCAGCAUACGGAGAAAAUGGCACAGUAUUUAGAAGAAGAACGUCACAUGAGGGAAGAGAAUCUGAGGCUCCAGCGAAAACUACAAAGAGAAAUGGAAAGGAGAGAGGCCCUUUGCAGACAGUUGUCAGAAAGCGAGUCUAGCUUAGAAAUGGAUGAUGAAAGGUUUGUGUGAUGGAUGGUGCUUCUAUUGAGAUUUCUUUUUUAUUAAAGUUAACAUGCAAUGGGACAACAAAAACAAAAAUUCCUGGUCAAUUUUAAUUUGAUUUUUAAACCGCAUGUGUUGCAGUUGAAGCAGGGAACUUCCUGGUCUGCCUGGCUGAAUCUACACUGAUAAGUGCUUUUGCAACCUAUGCAAUCCUAGAGCUAUUGGAACUUUUCAUUGAAAGGGAAAAGAUGUUAAAAUGAUUUUAAUCAUGUUGACAUGUCUAAAUUUUAGAUGUAAAUGUGCUUGUUAUACUGCAGAAACAGAAUGAGACACUAAAGCCCUUCAGUAAAUGAAUUACUUUUGAAGUGCUAACAUUGUGGGCGGAAACAAAGGUUCAAAAUUAGCAAGCCUUGAGUACAAAUGCAGACUGAAUUAAAUUUCCUCCUCCCUGCAUCAUAUAUGGCAGUCUUCCUCCAAAAUUUAUUUCAUGUAAGAGCUGCAUAAAUGAAUGGCUGAACACCGCCUUGGAUUUAUAGAGAAGUAGACUGAGAUGAUCAAAUGACCACAGGAUUCGCUGAUUCUUUUGCUGGUUCAGUGACAGGUGUUUUAGGGAUGCAUAGCCAAAGGGAUCACUUGGUUGCAUCAUUGCUAUGUAAUAUUUAUGCAAGAUAUCCUUGAUUUUAUUAACGGGUGAUUUGAGAUAACAAACUUUCAAUAAGACAUGAGCCUAUUCUGGUUUUGCACAUUGUAGCAAAA